UGCGGCUCAAGCUCUUCCUACACAGCUGGCAGGUCGGCAUGAGAUUAGAACUAUUUGCUCAGAAUACGAGCACAAGAGACAUUUGCCCUUAUCAUCCAAGACCCAUGCGAAUCUGCUCCCGAAGCAGUUUAAGAGGAUUACAGACUUAAGUGUUAAGGAUUUGAAAUUGCAUUCCUGACAUCUCUUUCCACUGUUGCUGUUUUUAUACCAGCUGUGGUCAUGGUCGACUUUCAAGACGAGCGGUACAGCCCAACCGGUUUCGAGAAGAGUGAUAUCAAGGUUCAAGAGGUCAUCGAGACCAUCGCUGACUUUGACGAUCCGAACAUAGAUCGUGACGGUGCCAUCGUCGGAGUUCUUGAGGAUGAUUCGCCAUAUCCAGAGGUCCGCAGUGCUGUAGCUAACACGGAUGACCCGUCUAUCCCUUGCAACUCGUUCCGCGCUUGGGUUAUAGGCCUGUCGUGGGCCAUUUUGAUUGCUGGCAUGAAUCAAUUCUUUUACUUUCGCUACCCAUCCGUGAGCGUCUCUAGUAUCGCGGCACAAUUGCUUUCUUUCCCUGUGGGUCGCGCCUGGGCAAAGGUUGUGCCGAAUGUCCGCGUCUUGGGUGUUCAGACUAAUCCUGGACCGUUUUCAAUUAAAGAACAUGUUUUGGUUACUAUUAUGGCCACCGUGGGUGGAUAUUCUGCCUAUGCUACUGAUAUCAUUGCGGUCCAACGAGUCUAUUAUGGACAAACAUACAAUUUUGUUUAUCAAUGGAUGGUUGUUAUGUCCACUCAGCUCAUUGGUUUUUCAAUUGGUGGUAUCUUGCGGCGAUUCCUCGUGCAGCCUCCCUCGAUGAUAUGGCCCGCCAACCUUGUGACGUGUGCUCUCUUCAACACCCUCCAUUCGCAGACAUAUGCAGGUAUAGGUACUCGUGGAGGAGUGUCACGUGAACGCUUCUUCCUUUAUGCAUGGGUGUGUGGUGUCCUAUGGUACUUUUUACCUGGGUACCUCUUCCAGGGCCUAUCUUACUUCUCAUGGGUAUGCUGGAUUGUACCAGACAACAUCGUGGUCAAUCAGAUGUUUGGAUAUGAGAGUGGAUUGGGAAUGAGCAUGAUCACAUUUGACUGGGCUCAAAUUACUUACAUUGGUAGUCCGCUUGCCACACCAUGGUGGGCCGAGGCAAAUAUUGCAGUUGGCUUCGCAUUCUUCUUCUGGCUCAUUGUCCCUACGCUGUAUUACACCAACACCUGGUACAGCAAAUACAUGCCGAUUUCCUCGAGGACAUCGUUCGACAACACUGGCGCCUCGUAUAAUAUCACCCGUAUCAUCAAUUCGGAUGCCUCUCUUAACUUGACAGCAUAUGAGGAAUAUAGCCCCUUGUUCCUCUCGACGACUUUCGCUUUGUCCUACGGCCUGUCAUUCGCCUCUAUCACAGCAACUCUCACGCAUGCAUUCCUGUUCUUCCGGAAACAAUUAUGGGUUCAGAGCAGACGCUCGAUGCACGAGCAACCUGACAUCCACGCCAGGCUCAUGUCCAAGUACAAACAAGUACCAGAAUGGUGGUACAUGAUCGUUUUUCUGAUCAUGUUUGUAAUUGGUGUAAUUGCCAUUGAGUUGUGGCACACUGAGUUCCCAGUUUGGGCUUUCGUCCUGUCCUUGACUAUCGCAUUCUUUUACGUCAUCCCCAUCGGGAUGAUCCAGGCCAUCACUAACCAACAAGUAGGACUGAACGUUAUCGCUGAACUAGUCGUUGGAUAUGCCCUUCCUGGCAGACCCAUUGCAAUGAUGAUGUUCAAGACAUGGGGAUACAUCACCAUGUAUCAAGCUCUCACCUUCACUUCCGACUUCAAGCUUGGUCACUACAUGAAGAUUCCUCCACGGACCAUGUUCUGGGGUCAAGUCGUAGCUGCUGCCAUCGCAGGAACCGUGCAGCUCGGUGUGCAAGCAUGGAUGUUUUCCAACAUUCCAGACAUGUGCAGUACCCAUCAGAAAGACGGAUUCAUCUGCCCCAACACAGAAGUCUUCGGAACCGCCAGCUUUAUCUGGGGGGUCAUUGGUCCACAGAGACAAUUCUCGUCAGGCCAGAUCUAUCACGCGCUUGUAUAUUUCUUCCUCUUCGGCGCGAUCUGCCCGACUAUCGCAUGGUUGAUUUCGUUGAAGUGGCCAAAUAGCUUCAUUCGCUAUGUCAACUUUCCCGUUAUCUUCAGCGGUAUGGGGGCCAUUCCCCCAGCCAGUGCGCUGAACUACGUCCCAUGGGCAAUUGUUGGAUUCAUUUUCCAAUAUGUUAUCCGGCGUAGAUAUUUCUCUUGGUGGACGAAGUACAAUUAUGUCCUUUCGGCUGCCAUGGACUCUGGUUUGGGCAUAUCCAUCAUCUUGAUCUUCUUCUGCCUCCAAUACCCCAAAAACGGCACAAUUGGACUGAACACUGUCCAGUCGUGGUGGGGCAAUACUGUUUUUUUGAACACGGCUGAUGGACAGUCUUUGCCGCUCUUGACGGUACCAGAAGGUUCUACUUUCGGUCCGACGACGUGGUAAUUAUCAGUAUAACAACGUAACAUGAUGUACGAGAUCUUUGUAUCAUAUGAUAUAAUUAUAGAUUCUUGACGGACUGAAUGAUUUUAUCUUGAC
Molecule: messenger RNA, 2607 nt
Organism: Suillus subaureus
Lineage: Eukaryota; Fungi; Basidiomycota; Agaricomycetes; Boletales; Suillaceae
Product: OPT oligopeptide transporter
Exons: 26
Coding region: 220-2514 (764 amino acids)
Biological process (GO): transmembrane transport
Molecular function (GO): oligopeptide transmembrane transporter activity
Source: RefSeq, a predicted model, not a curated record